AUCCACCCCCCUCUUCACCACCUCUCCCCCCCCGCGUCCGUAGAGUGGUUGUAGGGUCGACAACCUUUUUCUGAUUUCGGUAUCCGGGGGUGCACAUACUCGAUUCUCGGGGGUUUCUGAUUUUUCCAGCUUUCUUCAUUACAAUCCACCCAACCAUGGCCGGAGGGGGUGCAAACUCCACGGGCCCCGCCAGUCAGGCGGGGGUCUUGGAGGGGAUGAAUCCUUCCCAUUACAAUUCUAAUGAUCCUCUUACACUGUUCAUCAUUCAGGUUGGUCCUCAUUCGCCUCGCUGGUUAAACUUUGGGGUGAAGUGUGGUGAGCGAGGGCGGGCGGGAGCAAUGUCGGGAACCCUUUAUUCUGACGGUGCGUGCGCAAUAGGUCACCCUUAUCAUCGUCGUUUGCCGUCUUUUGCACUGGCCUCUCUCAAAGCUACGACAGCCCCGUGUUAUUGCCGAGGUCGUUGGUGGCAUCAUCUUGGGUCCUACCGUGAUGGGUAGAAUCCCUGGCUUCAAGGAUGCCAUAUUUCCCAAGGCCUCAAUGCCCUUGCUUUCUCUGGUUGCCAAUCUCGGGCUUGUAAUAUUCUUGUUCCUUGUCGGACUCGAGGUGGACAUGCGAUUGCUGCUUGUGAACUGGAAGGUUGCCGUGAGUGUCAGUGCGGCGGGAAUGGUGCUGCCCUUCGGACUUGGUGCGUAAAACCAUAACCAAUCAUGACCCUGGUUCCUAGGCACGCACGACUGACCUUGGUGCUUCCCCCGUAUUGGCUUAGGCGCGGCCAUCGCUUAUGGCCUUUAUCAUGAGUUUAGGGGCGACAAUGGGGUUGAUGACAAAAUCUCGUUUGGGGUCUACUUACUUUUUAUUGGUGUUGCAAUGGCGAUCACGGUACGUGGUGUAGCCGACAUCUUCAGCUCGUGCGUUGCAUUGCUUUUGGGGUGCUGACUGUCUGUGUCCGUGUUUGGUAGGCCUUUCCGGUGCUCGCUAGGAUUUUGACGGAACUCAAGCUUCUGGGCACAACUGUUGGGACCAUCGUCUUGUCGGCUGGUGUGGGUAAUGACGUUGUCGGUUGGGUCUUGCUCGCCCUGACGGUCGCAUUGGUCAAUGCGGGAACUGGGCUCACGGCGCUCUACGUCCUGUUGCUAUCGAUUGCCUGGAUUUUAUUCUUGGUUUACGCUGUUCGACCCGUGUUCAUGUGGUUCUUGCGCCGUGAUGGCUCCUUGGAGAAUGGACCGACUCAGUCUAUGGUGGCGCUAACAAUGCUAAUGGUUCUCGCAUCGGCAUUCUUCACCAACAUCAUUGGCGUGCACGCGAUUUUCGGGGGAUUCUUGAUCGGAUUGAUUUGCCCCCAUGAGGGUGGUUUCGCUGUUCGGCUUACGGAAAAGAUUGAGGAUCUCGUGUCCGUCUUGUUCCUCCCCCUUUACUUCACUCUUUCCGGGUUGAGGACGGAUAUUGGAUUGCUCAACGGGGCUGUUGCGUGGGGGUAUGUCAUUGGCGUCAUUGCUGUGGCUUUCUUCGCCAAGAUUAGCGGCGGCACCCUGGCGGCAAGGCUCAACGGCCUAGUGUGGAGGGAGAGUUUAACCAUUGGUGUCCUUAUGAGUUGUAAGGGUUUGGUUGAAUUGAUCGUACUAGUAAGUUAUUUCGGUAGCUUGAUAAGAGUCGGAACCAAUCGCGAGAGGGCCAUCAUAUUAAUUUUGCGGUGUUUUUGAAGAACAUUGGUCUUCAAGCAGGGAUUUUAAGUGUGAGGGUCUUCACGAUAUUCGUGAUCAUGGCUUUGGUUACCACCUUUGCUACUACCCCAUUGGUAACAUAUUUGUACCCUCCAUGGUACCAGAAGCAGAUGGAUGCCUAUCGGAGGGGCGAGGUUGACCGGGAAGGAAACCCGACUCGGCCUGGCGAUGGCAGCAGCUCCGGUGGCACUCUUGCGGAACGGAAGGCAGUCGUUACCAGGUUCUCAAAGAUCACGGUUCUGCUUCGUCUUGAGAGCAUGCCGAGCAUUCUCACCUUUGUCAACUUGUUGACCGGAGAACGAGUGCCACCUGCGCCCAAAGUUCACAAAUCAAAGGCGGCAAUUCCGGAGGAAGAUCCAUCAUCGUCCCGCUCCGAGAUCAGCAAACGUCCCUUGGAGGUGCAUGGCGUCCGCCUCGUCGAACUCACUCAGCGCACAUCCACAGUCAUGCAAGUGUCUGAGGUUGACGAGAUACAAGAUAGGGAUCCUGUUGUCAACGUCUUUCGCUCCUUCGGCAGGUUCUUGAACAUGGCCGUCUCCGCUGUGUUGUUUAUAACGCCCGAGGAUUCCUUCGCCGAGACUUUGGUCAAUAAGGCUGCCGAUUGCUCCUCCGACCUUCUCCUGAUCCCAUGGAGCGAGACUGGCGCCAUGAGCGACGCCCAAGACCCGCAGUAUGCGAAUGCCGAGAAUCGCUUUACUACUCAGCAGCAUAACCUGUUCAUUAGCAAAGCUCUCGAUACAGCUGCUUGUACCACUGCUAUCAUGGUUAAUCGGGGGUUUGGAGGUCCGUUGAUGGAACGAACCCUUACUCGUGCUAUCAGUCAAAUCAGUGUCCGGUCUCGCAAGAACACUGAUUCUCCCGCCCCUGUUCUUCCAGUUGCUGACCCUUCGCAUCACAUCUUCUUUCCCUUCUUUGGCGGCCUGGAUGAUACCAUUGCCAUGAGAUUUGUCCUGCAACUUGCCGCCAACACCAACGUUACGGCGACUAUUGUCCGCGUCGUCUACAAAGCCGGCGCUACAGAAGAGCCCUUGGACCUCCCCGUGCCGGCUAAAAUUCAUCGCCGCGAUCUGCCGAGAGGCCUCUCCAUGUCUAACGUGCCAACACUCUCCCGCGAGGAUACGGCCAAAAGCUCCGCAACCCAACUCCCAGCCACCGCCGGCGACUCCGAGGUCCCAGACGCCACAGGCGCCUUCUUCCAGUCAAUGGCCGACUCUGUCCCCACCGCCAUUUCCGAUCGCGUCCUCUUCGACACCGUCGAAACGGCCCAACCCAUCCACUAUGUCAUUUCCAAGGCGAAGGGAGAAGUUGGCCUAUCGAAGAAUGCUGGGGACUUGGUGAUUGUGGGACGCAGCCAGCCCGACCUCCGGGACGACAUCAGACGCGAGCUUGUCUCUGUCCUAGCCUCCUUGGAUGUCCCCUCUGGUGCGGGCAGCGAGACGAGAAGAUGCCUCGGUGAUGUGGCGGAAGCUGUCAUCGUCUCUGGGAUCAGGGCAUCUAUGAUCGUUCUCAAAGCUGGCGGGAGAGCCCUCGAACCCGAUGAUCAGAAGGGUGGCGUUUUCUCCUUUUGA
This is a messenger RNA of Tuber aestivum (summer truffle), 3289 nucleotides long. The record is from the annotation of a GenBank genome assembly. NCBI's taxonomy places the organism in Eukaryota, Fungi, Ascomycota, Pezizomycetes, Pezizales, Tuberaceae.